Molecule: messenger RNA, 695 nt
Organism: Dipodomys ordii (Ord's kangaroo rat)
Lineage: Eukaryota; Metazoa; Chordata; Mammalia; Rodentia; Heteromyidae
Product: tumor necrosis factor receptor superfamily member 13B-like
Exons: 2
Cellular component (GO): plasma membrane
Source: RefSeq, a predicted model, not a curated record
UCCAUAAUUCAUCACCAUCCAUCCAUCCACCCAUCCAUAAUUCAUCAUCAUCCAUCCAUCCUUCUCUAGGACAGUUCCAGUUUCCCACUCUAGCAUGUGGAAGGCAAAGAGGGCCAGCUUGAGAUGGUCUCUAUGACUUGGAGGAAGAUGCUAUCAGUAUAGAGCAGAGGGGUCAGUUUCCUUCAGGAUCCUGGACUGGCUACUUGCAGGGUGGAUUGUGUGGGCCUAAGGAGGGAAAAGACCAUGGCAGGGGCUUGGGGAUCUCUGGGAUGGGGAGGAUGGAAUGGCUGCUGAUCUACGGAGAGGAACUUGAAGACUAUGUGUACCUCUCCUAAUCCCAGUCUCGCCUCGCUCACAGGGGCCCUAGGUCCCAAGGGGAGCGCUGAGCAGCUGGUCCUGAUCUACAGCACGCUGGGGCUCUGCCUCUGCGCGGUCCUCUGCUGCUUCCUCGUGGCCAUGGUUGCCUGCGUCCUCAAGAGGAACGGGGAGCCGCUCUCCAGCCAGCGCCCCGCGGGGCCUCGGAAGCCCACGCGCAGGUCCACCCAUGAUCCCGUCAUGGAGGCUGGUGGAGUCCCGGGCGCGAUGCCGGGGCCCGUGGAGACCUGCAGCUUGUGCUUCCCGGAGCGCGGGGCGCCCACCCAGGAGAGCGCGGGCACGGCCGGGACCCCAGGCCUGGAGGGCACCGGCAGGUCGGC